This is a messenger RNA of Choloepus didactylus (southern two-toed sloth), 2455 nucleotides long. RefSeq names its product myelin basic protein (gene MBP). Bases 158 to 1159 code for a protein of 333 amino acids. Gene Ontology annotation, biological process: myelination. Gene Ontology annotation, molecular function: structural constituent of myelin sheath. Gene Ontology annotation, cellular component: compact myelin; internode region of axon; cell periphery. The record is from RefSeq and is a predicted model, not a curated record. The transcript is spliced from 10 exons. NCBI's taxonomy places the organism in Eukaryota, Metazoa, Chordata, Mammalia, Pilosa, Megalonychidae.
GCGUCUCCCGACCCAGGAAGGCGGCGGCGGCGGCGGCGACUCCUGGACCAGCCCGCCCGGGGGCCCGCGGGAGGGGAGGAACGCAGCCCCCGACCCCGCGCGGCCCUCGGCCUCGGAGCAGCGAGCACAGCGCGGCUUCUGAAGAGCUGAUUGGCUCAUGAUGGGGAACCACGUGGGAAAGCGAGAGCUGAAUGCUGAGAAGAUCAACAGGAAUGGUGAAACCAACAGAGGAGAAUCUGAGGAAAAGAGAAACCUUGGGGAAUUUGCCCAGGAGACCCCAGAAGACAACGAAGUGUUCGGAGAGGCAGAUGUGAGCAGGAACAAUGGGGCCUCGUCCAAGCGCGCGGCGGUGACAGACUCCAGGCGCACAGCGGACCCCAAGAAUGCCUGGCAGGACGCCCGCCCAGCUGACCCCGCGGGCCGCCCCCACCUGGCCCGCCUCUUUUCCCGAGACGCCCCGGGCAGGGAGGACAACACCUUCAAAGACCGGCCCUCGGAGUCGGACGAGCUGCAGACCAUCCCCGAAGACAGCGCGGCCAGCUCGGAGCCCUCGGACGCGAUGGCGUCGCAGAAGAGACCCUCGCAGCGGCACGGCGCCAAGUACCUGGCCACCGCCAGCCCCGCGGACCACGCGCGCCUCGGCUUCCUCCCCCGGCCCGGGGACGCGGGCAUCCUCGACUCGCUCGGGCGCUUCUUCGGCGGCGACAGGGGCGUCACCAAGAGGGGCUCAGGCAAGGUACCCCGGCUAACGCAGAGCAGGAGCCCUCUGCCCUCCCACCCCCCCAGCCGGUCUGGGCUGUGCAGCAUGUACAAGGACGCUCACCACGCGGCCAGAGCCGGCCACUAUGGCUCCCUGCCCCCGAAGUCCCAGCACGGCCGGGCACAGGACGAAAACCCCGUCGUCCACUUCUUCAAGAACAUUGUGACCCCUCGCACUCCACCUCCAUCACAAGGAAAGGGGAGAGGACUGUCGCUGAGCAGAUUCAGCUGGGGCACCGAAGGGCAGAAGCCAGGCUUUGGCUACGGAGGCCGAGUCUCCGAGUAUAAGUCAGCACACAAGGGGCUGAAGGGCACCCACGAUGCCCAGGGUGCGCUCUCCAGAAUCUUCAAGCUGGGAGGGAGAGACAGCCGGUCCGGAUCCCCCAUGGCCCGGCGCUGAGCCCGCCCGCCGCCCCCGGCCCCUGCCCGCUUCCUCCCCGCCUCCCCCUGCUCCCCCUGCCUCGAGCGCCCGGCCGCGGCUCCCCUAACCCCCUGGAGCUGGAGCUGCGCGCGGAAGGGCCGCCGCCUCCCCCUCGCCCCGGGCCACCCCCAGCCGACGCCGCCGGAGAAGCGAUCACCGAUCACCACGGGCACCGGCGCCCCGGGAGUGGCGCGCGUCCCCUGGGGGGGCCUCGGGGUCCCCGCGGCCGGGGGUCCCCAGCCGGGCCUGCGCUCUGCGCCGGCCACACGACAGCCCCGGUGGCCGGCCGGGGCCCCCUUUGCUUUCCUAACACCCCCGCCCCGUCCAGGACGCCUGGGGUGGCGAAGAGGCCGAGGCAGCGGCGCAGGUGGGAGCGCUGGGACGUCGGGGCGCGGCCCGGGGCCGGGGGUCGGGGGGCUCCGCCUCCAGCCGUGCCGCGCCCACUGCCCACGGCGGGGGCGGCAGAGAGGGGACAGGGACGGCACACGGGCUGGCGACGGCCGCGCCCGGGAAAACAAGGACUUCGGGGAGGCAGGUGCGGGCGCGCGGCCGCUCCGCACGGAGCACCCCGUUUCCCGGGAGCCCGCGAGCAGGAGGAUGUCGGGAGAGGAGAGCUGCUGGGACUCGGGGCCCCGCGCCCCGGCGGUGCUGACCGCGGACUUGGUUUACGUGAAGGCGACAGUUGUGCGCGGAGAGAGCGCGCGCCUCGGCGGCACUAACCCAGGCCCCGCUAACGCUUGCGGCUCCCCCCGCCCCGCGCGCUUAGGGACCCGGCCCAGGGCCCGGCGGUGCGCCGCUGACCCCGGCCGGAGCCAGGAGAGCCCGGUUCUCUCACCUCCGCUGACAUUUCCCGAGCACCUCCCUCUAACCACUGAGCUCCUCGUUUUGAUUUUAGCCUAUUAUUUAUCGGUUUCCGGGGAGCCCCCCACCCUGGAACCCCUUAGAACAAGCACCAGGGAGAGGCAGCGUAAUGGCAGCCUCCGAUUCUUUAAUUCCCUUCUAAUCUGAAUGUUUAGUGUGGGUUUAACAUAACGUCUAUUAAUCCAGGGCCUCCACGAUGAGAGGGCAAGGGGAAAAAAGGGGAAAAAAAGGGAACACAAUUUCAGAAAUAAAACGUCCAAAUGGUUCGACAGGAGCACACGACGCCUUUGAGCCAGGCUGUCACCUGGUCCGCACACGUGGCCACCCCCAAACAGCAAGUGCCGCCGUGGCCGGCCUCAGCACGCGUGCACACUGUGCUCCCACGUCGAAAUAAAACAGUAAACGUUAAUGAUA